Cucurbita pepo subsp. pepo (vegetable marrow) is the source of this 810-nucleotide messenger RNA. RefSeq names its product bet1-like protein At1g29060. NCBI's taxonomy places the organism in Eukaryota, Viridiplantae, Streptophyta, Magnoliopsida, Cucurbitales, Cucurbitaceae. The record is from RefSeq and is a predicted model, not a curated record.
AAAUCAAUAAACGCCAACGCGUUAACGGGAGUCGGAAAAAUCCCAAUUUGCUUCGCGCUCUCACCUUCCGACUCAGAUUGAAGAUACUGAAAUUGAUUCUCGCUAUUCGUCUCUUUCCGAUCCAAUUCUUUCCUUUUGGAUUAGGUUUUCAUUCUGUCUUCAAUGGCGUCUAAUUCGUAUCGUGGCGGUAGUUCCUUCUACAACGGCGAUGCCGCUCCUUAUCGUUCCAGGGAGGGGCUUAGCACGAGACCGUCGGCUGCUUCCGAUGAAAUUCAACUACAGAUCGAUCCGAUGCAAGGGGACUUGGACGACCAGAUCGUUGGUCUCCAUGGCCAGGUUAAGAGGCUGAGAAAUAUUGCUCAAGAAAUUGGAACAGAAGCAAAAUCUCAGCAAGAUUUUCUAGAUCAGUUGCAAAUGACGUUGAUCAAAGCUCAAGCGGGAGUGAAGAACAACGUAAGAAGAUUGAACAAAAAAAUCAUACAGAACGGAUCAAAUCACGUCGUCCAGGUCGUCGUAUUUGCAUUGAUCUGUUUCUUCAUAGUGUAUAUGUGGUCGAAAAUAUCCAGAAAAUGAAUGCUUCCCUACCAGUUGCUGGCCAGUGACGAAGGAAAAGAAACAGGAAUGAUGUUUUAAUGUUAUCACUCUCACUCAUGGGGUAAGAAAAUGGUGCAGUGAAAAUAGGCUUUUUGUGUUUCUUUUUGUAGGGAACUCUUUGAGUAUACACUUUUAUACGUUGUAAAGAUCUGUAUUGUUCAUUUCAACUAUAGUUUUCAUCAAUCAACUUAUGCCGAUGGGGUUUGUUUUGUGACU